GUUUAAAAAAAACCCACCAUUUUGGAUCCCAAACGAAGCUCGUCUUGUCUUGGGAACGUCUCUCUCCAGCACUUCUGAUCUGUCCCAUCAUGCGCUGGAUCGGUUUAAUCCUGGCAGUUUUGGCUUUCGCUGCCAACUUCUCACCCUCAGAAACCAUCCACAUAGCUCAAUUCCCACCCUACCCCCGUUUGGGGAAACCGGUCCUCCUAUUUUUAGAUGACAACCGAGCUCCUACCACCUGCAACUGGUUCCGAGGGAGAGACCCAAGCGAGGAAAGUCACAUCUUCAGAGCGGAUUUUGAUUCCACCGAGGGAGUCCAUAGGAUCAACCAAACGGGGGCAGCCUACACGGGACGGGAAGAUCUGGCGAGAGGAUGCUCCUUAAUCAUCCGAAAAGUGCGGCCCUCGGAUGCUGGCCCUUACACCGUCUCCAUGAUGGGACUGGGCGGAAGUGGUGCCGUUACUGGAGUGAGAAACCUGCAAGUUUAUUAUUCGCCUUUCUCCUUCCACCCCGAAGGCUCCCGCGUGGUCCAAUUCCCACCGAAUCCACGGGUUGGCCAAUCAGUCUACCUAUACUUAGACGAUAUCCAAAAUCCUUCCGAGUGCAGCUGGUUCCGCGGGAAGGAACAGCGUGAGGAAGGACGGAUCUUCAGUGCGAAAUUUAGUGGAAUCAACAGACCCUAUCUCAUCGAUCUAAAAGGAGCAGCUCACAGAGGACGGGAAGAGGUGUGGAGAGCAUGCUCCUUAGUCAUCCGAAAGGUGCAGGCCUCAGAUUCUGGGCCUUACAUGGUCUCCAUGUGGGAUGAGUGGGACACCCGUCCCAUAACUGCGGAGAGAGAGUUGCGAGUUUCCUCCUAAAGAUGCUUGGAAGCUGCUUCUGUCCAUUUGGUCGUCUUGAUCUUUGGAUGAGAAACAAAGGAGCUGCAGUUCGUCAGCCAUGGGGGAUUCCCAGAAGGCAUCAGCCAUUCACUUUCUCUGUGUUCCCUUCCUCGCUUCUUCCCUUCACCCACAACAACCAUUAAAUUUUUUUUCUGGCAAAACG
Messenger RNA from Pantherophis guttatus, 1041 nucleotides. Its product is annotated as cell adhesion molecule CEACAM10-like. Lineage: Eukaryota; Metazoa; Chordata; Lepidosauria; Squamata; Colubridae. The record is from RefSeq and is a predicted model, not a curated record.